Messenger RNA from Cuscuta europaea, 1757 nucleotides. NCBI's taxonomy places the organism in Eukaryota, Viridiplantae, Streptophyta, Magnoliopsida, Solanales, Convolvulaceae. The record is from the annotation of a GenBank genome assembly.
AUACGAUCAACACACAUAAUAGAAAAUUUUCUCCAUUUUUUUUCUUUCAAUUUUACAUGGUAUCAGAGCGUUGAUCCGGGACCAACCGGUCACGCAACCAUGACAAAAGAUGGCCGGUGAGACAGACAACGUCGGUGAAGGAAACCGUGAACAAGGUGAACGACGAAAGAUUAAUGAUCCGUCCUCACCAUACUACUUGUCGAGCUCGGAUUUUCCCGGAUUGCACAUAUGUGCGGUUGUUCUCAAGGGUGAGAGCAAUUAUCGGGAAUGGGCGACGGCAAUGAAGAAUGCAUUCCGUGCAAAACGGAAAAUGGGGUUUCUUGACGAAACCAUUAAACGGCCCGUAAACAAUGAAAGAGAUCUCGAAGACUGGUACACCGUCAAUUCUAUGGCGGUGGGUUAGAUUAUGACGUCGGCGGAUCCAGCUCUCCGGUCUAACCUGGCCUAUAUGGACAGCGUGUAUGGCCUGUGGGAUGACAUGGAGGCACGUUUUGCCGUUGGAGAUGCAAUGAGAACUUACGAAUUGAAGGAGUUGAUUCGUAAUUGCCGUCAACGAGGGCAGCCAAUCACCACCUAUUUUGGACAAUUCAAGGCGUUAUGGGAUGAUUAUGACGGACUCCGGAAUAUACCUCAAUGCACCUGCAACGGUUGCACGUGUGACCUCAAGAAAUUGUUCAUCAAGCAUGUUGAAAACGGAAAAAUCAAUGAUUUUUUUAUGGGCCUUGAUACCGAGACUUAUGGCAAUUUACGUUCUAAUGUGCUUGGUGCGGAUGAAUUGCCAUCGUUGACUAAAGUUUACAACAUGGUGGUGGAAGAAGAAAGACAUCAAAAUAUGACACGAGGGAGAGAAGGAAAACAAGAAGUGGUGGCAUUUGUUGCACGUACUGGACCUGAUGCUGGGAAGGAUGAAAAGAUGAGGUGCACCUAUUGUCAAAAAUUUGGCCAUGUUUUUGAUAAUUGUUUUCGGCGAACCGGAAAUUACCCGAAAUAGUGGUAUGAAAACCCGGGGCGUUCUCAUGGAGGAAGAGGACGGGGAGGAUCCGGUCGUGGCAGCCCCGGACGUGGAGGUUUGGGUAGAGGAACUGGACGAGGAACUGAACAUGCUAUGCAUGUGGGCGAGUACCAGGCAGAUGCUACACCGGCACAAGGAGUAAAGGAGGUGGUCCUGCAUAAGCCGGGAUUCACCGAUGAACAAUGGCAGACGUUCAUCAAACUGAUGGAAAACUGUAAGGCUACUUCCUCCGGGGAAAAACUCUCAGGUAUGAAACUUAAUGACGAGUGGCUUCUCGACUCCGGAGCCUCGUAUCAUAUGAUCGGGAAUUGUAAUGCACUAAAGGGGAUGGUGCAAAUUGCACCUGUGGCAGUUGUAUUGCCAAAUGGAGAACACACCAAGGCUACUCACGACCUACCUACGAGGAUGCCGAUUGGAGUGGGUGAACGGCGAGGGGGAGUUUAUUUUUUCCGGGGUCUGGAUCAAGCUCAAGCAUAUGCAGUGCGAAGUUCGGAUUCAGGUGUUUUGUGGCACUCAAGGUUGGGUCAUCCGUCAAUAAAAGUACUUCGUUUGCUUGGUUAUUUGAAUAAACCAUUGUUGCAUUUUGAUCAAAAUAAUGUGUGUGAUGUCUGUAUGAGAGGCAAACAGACCCGUGAUAGUUUUGUUGUUAGUAGUACUCGUGCUGUUGAACCAUUCGAGUUAAUUCACUGUGAUAUUUGGGGUCCUUAUCGUAAAAUGUCUACUUGUGGUGCACACUAUUUUUUGA